UUUAUUGAUGAGCCAUAAAAAGUUAUUGAAAUCUCUGAACGCAUCACCCACCUCUACGACCAGUGAUUUCAACAACGACGACAUUAGCCAUCAUCACAAAUCCUCACAAGAGAUGAGUGCUAGCGCCGCCGCCUCAGCCGCCGCUAUAGCAUUGGCUUUGGAUUUAAAACCCAAACAUCAGCCGCCAGCAUCGAUGGAACAGCAGCAUCCACAACAACAACAGCAGCAUCAACAGAAAAUUAAAAAAUUGGUCCGACGCAAUGCCUCCGAUAAAUUGAAACUGAUACAGAUGGUCCAUGACAAUCCCAUCUUGUGGGAUUCACGUUUACCGAAUUUCAAGGGGGCCGAAGAGGAAAAGAAUCGGGCAUGGGAAAUGAUCGGCAAGGAGUUCAAUGCGCCCGGCAGGCGUGUGGCGCGAGCUUUCAAAUCUCUGCGAGAAUCCUAUCGUCGCGAAUUGGCCCAUGUCAAGUUGAUGGGCAAUAACUUUAAACCCAAAUGGAGUCUGUACGAGGCAAUGGAUUUUUUGCGGGAUGUCAUCCGGGAGAGAAAAGGUGGUUCACAUGCUCUGGAGCACAGUGGCCCCUUGGGUCUCAAUCUUACCGCCUUGGCUCAACAUAUCUCCAAUGCUGCGGCGGCCAAUAACAAUAAUAACCACAACAACAAUAACAACAACAAAAGCAAUUACAAAUUGAAUUCAAUGCAUUCAUCCUUUAAUGAUUCCGCAUUGAAUCUCUCGAAAUGUUCAUCGAAUCUGAAUAUGAGCGCUGGCGAUGAUUACUAUUAUAACGUAAAAUCCGAAUUGGAUUUGUCUAACAACAAUGCAACACACUCGAACAACAACGGCAGCACACAACAACACUCAGGCAACCAAUUGCAACAACACCAACUAUUGCAUAAUGAUAGUCGUGUCUCCUCGACUCGCAAUGAUUCCUCCUCGAAUGGUCAGAACAAUACUUACGAUGAUUUGGAUAACUCCUCAGUGCGUAGUGGUGAUGAGGAGACAGCAGGCGGUGCCCUUAGUAAUCAAGGCUCCGAUGAGGUAGAAGAACUGGAAGCCAUCGAUGCCGACUUCCCCUAUCCACUGAUAUUGAAUUCCCAUCAUUCGCCCAGCACCAGUGGAGGAGUGGUGGGUAGCAAUGGUGGUGGCAUGCCACCACUGAAACGCAGACGUAAACAUUUGAAUAGCACCGGUGAGGAGGAUAACAACGAUGCUGACGACGAUGACGAUGACCAGGAUCCGGAUGACUACGAUGGACAAAUGCUGCAGCAACAUCGUCAUUUGCGGGCCCAGAAUAUGGCCAAUGGUCUAACGCAUAACGGUUUAAUGGGCGAUAUAAUGGCCCAGCCCCAGACAGUGCGUGAAGUUUUAAACUCGAAAUUCUGUGGUUUCAUAUCGGCCAAGCUCAAUAGCAUGGAAGAUUCGGAGGCGGAUAAUUUAAUGAAUAAAAUUCUCAUGUUGCUGGUGCAGACACAAAUGAACAGUAGUGGUGCCGGUGCGGCAGUGGUGGCAACAGCUGGUGGGACCACAGGCUCAUCAUCACCUUCGGGCUGUAGCAGUUUAAAUGUCUCCACCCCGCCAAGGGAGGCAAAGUGA
Molecule: messenger RNA, 1594 nt
Organism: Musca vetustissima
Lineage: Eukaryota; Metazoa; Arthropoda; Insecta; Diptera; Muscidae
Gene: Mes2
Product: probable serine/threonine-protein kinase ndrD
Exons: 4
Coding region: 8-1594 (528 amino acids)
Biological process (GO): regulation of transcription by RNA polymerase II
Cellular component (GO): transcription regulator complex; nucleus
Source: RefSeq, a predicted model, not a curated record